Podospora bellae-mahoneyi is the source of this 861-nucleotide messenger RNA. RefSeq lists its product as uncharacterized. The transcript is spliced from 2 exons. Bases 1 to 861 code for a protein of 286 amino acids. NCBI's taxonomy places the organism in Eukaryota, Fungi, Ascomycota, Sordariomycetes, Sordariales, Podosporaceae. The record is from RefSeq and is a predicted model, not a curated record.
AUGGAUCAGCUCGCUUUAUUGGCAGAAAAGGGGAUCCAAGAGCUAAGAAGCCAAAUGAUCGACGAUAAACUCAGUGUUCUGGCGGUAAAACGAGACUUUGAAUUACUUCAAGUCAGGAUCAACGGGAUGGAAAAGUUGAUUGCCCAUCGUGAAAGCUCAAUCAGGUCGAUGGAAACCAGCAUCGACUCGCUCAACACAGGGACCGAGGAGGGAAAAAGAGAGGAUAUGGCUGGGGUUCCCAAAUGCCAGGGCCAACAAGAACCCAAAGGGAGCAUCUCAGACUAUCAUGAACGUCUCGACACUCGCGCUUCACACACUGUCAGCACGCCAACUCUGACCGAGAGCCUGUUGGCGACUAAUCCCAAAGCUCCCUUGGACAUCUACACUGGGAUCGAUCAGAAAGAGAGCCACAUGUCCGCCUCAACCAACACGAUCCAUAGCUAUGGCCCCCCGACCUCGCCAGAUACGACUCAAAUGUCCAAGACAUUCUUCCUAAACCUCUCCGUGAGCGACCCGGAUGACGAGGCAGUUGCAAUGGUGCUACGAUGGUGGAGCGAUGAAUCCAUGAAAAGCCGGAUGCUACUAGACCAAGUCUCAGAGCUUGUGAAAACUUUUCAGGAGUCUGAGCGCCAGAUUUCCGCUGUUCAGAGCCAAGAGCAGUGCAACGAGGGGCACAUCCAGAUGUUGCAGGAGCGUAUGAGAGAUAUCAAUGAAAGAAUAAAUCAUUACUGUGCUCAAAACACAAGCUCGGAGAAGCAAACAUGGAGCCCAAACAGCAUGGACUGCAUCAAACAGACGCAGCCUGUGGAAUACAAGACAAUGGAAAUACCCACUGAUCACAAUCACCAUAGUGACCCAUAA